AUAAUAAUAAUUUAUGAUUCCUCAAUAAAAUUAGUUAAUAAACCAUAGAAUAAUAAUUGAGAGCAAUAUCAUCAUCGUUAUUCAUACCUAGUACUACAAAUAGAGAAAACAAAAAGAAACAUAAAGUAAAGCCGUAACACGAGACAAGAAAGAUUGACACGUGGCAAGAGUACCAACGACGUGGCGAACUAUAAAUGACAUCACGUGCAAGUACACAUAACCAAUUUCUACUCUAUAUUUCAUCGGUGUAUAUGCAUGUUUUAACGUUUCCUGACCUUUUUCUCUGAUCUUCUCUAAUUCUACUUCUCUAACAAAUUAAAUUAAGAGACAAAUCUUGAAAUUUUGACAAUCAUCCCACACUAAUUUGGAGAUUGAAGAGGUAUAAUGAUGCGAAAAAUGAAGGAUUUGAUUUGGGGAAUGGAAGGGAAUGAGAUUAAUGUAUUGGCAAAUGAAUGGUGGAAUGAGAUGAUGAUGGUUGAAGGCAGUCAUAAUAAGAAUACAAAUGACACUGUCUAUUAUACCCUUUGUGCUUCCUAUGCUUUGCUUGCCAUUGUUGCUUUGGUGCAAAUUGUUCGCAUACAAAGGAGAGUACCCGAAUACGGAUGGACGACACAAAAGGCUUUCCACUUGAUGAACUUUAUUGUAAAUGGGUUAAGAGCCAUUCUUUUUGGAUUCUACAAGAAAGUGUUUCGGAUUAGGCCCCUUGCUGUUGAAAUAAUGCUACUUGAUCUUCCUGGGCUUCUCUUCUUUUCGACUUAUACAUUGCUCGUGUUAUUUUGGGCCGAGAUCUAUCACCAGGCCAGAAGCCUUCCUACCGAUAGGCUUCGACCAGGAUAUUACUUUGUGAAUUGUAUAGUGUACUUGGUUCAGAUAAUCAUCUGGAUUUGUAUGUGGAUCAGCAACGGCCAUUCGGCUCUCAGGGCAGCAAAACUUUUGUUCUCAAUUAUUUCGUUUGGUGCGGCUUUUGGAUUCUUGGUAUACGGUGGAAGAUUGUUCUUAAUGCUCAAGCGUUUUCCUAUCGAAUCUAGUGGACGACAAAAGAAGAUCUAUGAAGUUGGAAUCAUAACGACGAUAUGCUGUACUUGUUUCAUAAUAAGAUGUAUUGUGGUGGCUAUUUCUGCCUUCGACGAGGACAUCGACGUGGAUAUUAUCGAUCAUCCCUUUGGCAAUUUUCUUUAUUACAUGGUGGUUGAAAUUAUUCCUUCAGCUCUAGUUCUAUUUGUCCUUCGAAAGCUCCCUUCAAGACGCGUUUCCGAUCAUUAUCAAGCCAUCCAAUGAAGCCAACUGCAGCAAUGGUUAUUUUUUUUGGCACGACUAAUGGAAAUACGAAGUCGAUGAUAGAAUGCAGAUGUUAUGCAUUGAUCACAACGUCUAACGAAACAAGGUUAAUUACAUUAUAGUAGUGAUCAUAUGGUUGUUAAAGAGUCUUGGCUUGGCAAUGUUAGCAUAAGAUUGUUCAAUAAAAUUUAUAUAGAUAGGAAUAAUAUAAUUCAAAACAUACAGUUAGGGUUGAAAUUGAGAUUCUAAUAAUUCAACAAUGCGGAUUCUUUUCUUAAUGAUUGGUAAGGAAAUAGAAGUAUGAAAUCAAGGCUUUUCAUUUAUUUUCUGAUUUCAGAUUGAAAUAUAAAAAAGUACCUGAAAACGCGUAUAUAUUUGUAUUUAUUGUUAAUAUUUGAACUACUGUAUUAUUAAAAGAGCAAAAUAAUGAUACUCUCUUGAUAGAGGUAGCAACUGGUAGUGUACUUUGUAUUGCUGAUCGAUCAGUUGAGUUUUGAGUGGAUUAUUUGCGGAGUUCGACUAAAUAUUUAAGG
This is a messenger RNA of Amaranthus tricolor (Joseph's coat), 1811 nucleotides long. RefSeq names its product tobamovirus multiplication protein 1-like. The record is from RefSeq and is a predicted model, not a curated record. Bases 385 to 1278 code for a protein of 297 amino acids. NCBI's taxonomy places the organism in Eukaryota, Viridiplantae, Streptophyta, Magnoliopsida, Caryophyllales, Amaranthaceae. The transcript has 11 exons.